Messenger RNA from Kluyveromyces lactis, 1764 nucleotides. RefSeq names its product 2-(3-amino-3-carboxypropyl)histidine synthase (gene DPH2). The transcript has a single exon. Lineage: Eukaryota; Fungi; Ascomycota; Saccharomycetes; Saccharomycetales; Saccharomycetaceae. The coding region runs from base 1 to 1764 and encodes 587 amino acids. Gene Ontology annotation, biological process: protein histidyl modification to diphthamide. Gene Ontology annotation, molecular function: 2-(3-amino-3-carboxypropyl)histidine synthase activity. The record is from RefSeq and is a predicted model, not a curated record.
AUGAAUGAUUCAGUGUUGGUGGCUCCAUCGCUAUCCACUGCACAAACAGAAGAUACCUUUGAAUUCCAAAGUUAUGGUGAAACUGAACAUUCUAGAUCAUACCUUGGGUCAGAUGUGACUAAGGAUAAUCUUGUUGAGCUAGUCAGUGCAUAUUAUAGUGUUCCCGAGUUGAUCCAGUACUUCGAGGAGCAUCCGCAGUAUAAGAAGAUCACAUUGCAAUUCCCAGAUGAGCUAGUAUUGGAUUCAUCGAUAGUGGUUCAACUGAUGCAACAAGAGCUUGUAAAAGCUGAGGAUGAGACUUCACAGUCCUUUAACACUAUAGAUACUGACGAAGUGUUACAUAAUGAAAAAAGCUGUGGUAACUGUAGCGGAUGCGACUGUUCUUCCAAGAUUGAUAAAACAGAAACUAAAAGAAAAGUAUGGAUUCUCGCUGACACAUCAUAUAGUUCAUGCUGUGUUGAUGAGGUAGCCAGUGAACAUGUAAAGGGAGAUAUAGUGGUUCAUUUUGGAGACGCCUGUAUGAACGCAGUGCAGAAGCUCCCUGUUGUUUAUUCAUUAGGAAGGCCCGUCUUAGAUUUGGAUUUGGUUGUAUCACAAUUCAAGUUGAAAUACGCAGCUAAAGACCAAAAAAUCUGUUUAAUGGCCGAUGCUCCACACUCGAUGCAUAUGAAAUCUAUCUACGAUAUACUACACGACAAGGAAGGGUACAAGAACGUUGUUUACUCUGAUAUCAACCAGGAUAUGUUGCAAUCGGACACGCAUAUCGUGGGGUAUAACAACGCGGUUGAACACGAUGAACGACUACGGAAAUGUGUCACAUGCGGUAACAGAAACAUAUAUGCGGAAGUAGAUGUCUCUGAACUUAACGAAUACGACUUGUUUCAUGUAACGAUACCGAAGGACCCUCAUCUAUUAUAUCUCACCACGAAGUUCCAAUCGGUAACGUUAUAUGAUCCAUCCAGCGGCAUGUUAAACGAGGGACCAUUCCCAUCGAUGAUGAAGCGUUAUAAGUUCAUGCAUAUGGCAAGGACCGCUGGGACCAUUGGAAUCCUUGUGAACACUUUAUCGUUAAGAAACACAAAGGAAACGAUGAACAAAUUGACAAAACUAUUGAAGGAAAACGGUAAGAAGCAUUAUUUAUUCGUUGUUGGUAAACCCAACGUCGCAAAGUUAGCAAACUUUGAGCCCAUUGACAUUUGGUGUAUCCUUGGCUGUGGUCAAGGAGGUAUCGUUCUAGACCAGUAUAACGAGUUCUACAAGCCGAUCAUUACACCAUAUGAGCUUCUCAUGGCAUUGAGUGACGAAGUCACAUGGACUGGGCAAUGGAUCACGGACUUUAAAUCCAUUAUCAACCAGAUAGAAAACGAGGUUAAUGACAGCGAUGACAUGGAACAAGAUAUACUGUCCUCAGGUACGGAAUGUAGAAGCGAUGAAGAUGAAGCACCGGAAUUUAAUGCAGUCACAGGAAAAUACGUUUCUACCUCAAGACCAUUACGUCAAAUAGCAAGACUUGAAAUUGAAACUCCAGUAGAAGAAGUACGAGCCUCUGAUUCCACAGAACUGGUGAAACAGUUCUCGCAGACAGUCGCUAUCAGGAACACCGUCUCUACAUCGGCAGCAUUCUUGCAAACCCGACAUUGGACAGGUCUAGGAAGUGACUACAAAGAUGACGAAGACGGAGAAGAAGACGGUGCUACUGUGGAAGAGGGUACUGCGGGUGUAGCUAGGAGCUACCAGUUCGAUGAACUGAACAAGAAGACAUAA